GGGGCUAGGUGCGCGUGCGCGGUCCUAACACUCCUCCCUAAACUGCCAACUCUUCGCGCAAGCGAAGUAGGGCCUCUCUUCCUGGUAUUACGCGUGCGUACUGACGGGGCUGACCCCGGAAGACCGUACGCCUGCGCAGUGGGAACUCCGGUGACAGAUUCCCGGGUGGGGAGCAGGCCAGUCAUGGCGGAGCCUUGGCCCGGACAGGCAUUGCAAGCCCUGCCCGCCACGGUGCUGGGUAUGCUAGGUUCCCUGGGCAGCGAGUUCCUCCAGGAGUGGGAGGCGCAGGAUAUGCGCGUAACCCUCUUCAAGCUGCUGCUUCUGUGGUUGGUGUUAAGUCUCCUGGGCAUCCAGCUGGCCUGGGGUUUCUACGGGAACACGGUGACCGGGUUGUAUCACCGCCCAGGUCUGGGCGGCCAAAAUGGAUCCACACCAGAUGGCUCUACUUACUUCCCUACUUGGGAGAUGGCAGCAAACGAACCUGUCAAAACUCACAGAGAAUAAGGGAAGACAGCAGCAGAAGGGUCUCCAGAGUCAUCAUUCGGUCUGCUGGCUCCUAGAUCCUGGGGGAUGACUGCAGAGGGCUCAGGGUUGGGGGCAGAAAGUAACUCAGUGCUCGCAGGGCAUGCCUCAAUUGCCUUUAGCCUUGUUGUACAGGGCAAGUGAAGAGCUUACCUCUCCCCUGGUCUCAGUGCCUUAAGGAGAGAUGACCGAUUCUCUCAGGGGUUAGAGCUCCAGAGAAGCCUUUCAGUUGGGGAAGUUACUAGUCCCUGUUCUGUCUUGGCUUUUUUUUUUUCCUGUCCUUUGCAUCCUUGUGCAGAUGUGACCCUAUAGGGAUUUGUCCUUCUCAGAAAAAGCCUGGAGUUGACCAGUUCUGUGGUUUGUAAGGGAAAUCUGUUCUCUAAGCCCUGAAUUUCCAUGGCUUUGCUUUGUUGGCAAGGGAGCCAGGUCAUCCUAGCCUAGGCUAAGUAGGCCAUCUACUGUAUGGUUACUUAGCUGACUAGGCAUAAGGCAAAAGUCUUUUUAUUGGCAUUAUCCAGAUGGAGGCACCAAACACCCACCUCUCUGGCCCAACUAGAGCUCCAGGCAUAAGCCAGGAAAAGGAAACUUAUUUCCCAACUUCUUUUCAUCUUGGGGGAGAGAUAGGUGCCUGGAAAAAAAAAAAAAAAAAAAGAGGAAACUCACAAAGUAAGCCUCUGGGGUAGCCUUCUAGUCCCCUCAUUUAGGUGCCAGAUUUUGGGGUCUUUACCUUACCCCCUCACAGGGAGAUCCUGAGCCAUUAGUGCAGAGUAACUCCAUCUUGCCCUACAGCCUCGUCCAUUCCCAUCUUGACGAAUAACAGCCUCACUCCAAGAGCCCACUAGCAACAUUUUAGCCCCUGGCACCCUCAAAAGAAAGAGUCAAAGACCCAGGCACAGCUUCACCUGGUCGAGACUCCCGUCAACCAGUGGGUUAGAGGACGUUCCAAAGGGGGAGGGAGCAAAUGCCCCCCAGAGAUAUGCCACUUCCUGUCGUCCCAAAGGCAUUGUGUGUCCCUGCACCACCUUAGCUGUGCUUUGUCUGCCUGUCUUUGCUGGACCUCCAGCUACCUUGCUGUCCUUACUGCCUGCUCGUUCUGUAAGAUGUCACACAUUAUCCCCAUCGGGCAGCCUCUGACCAGGCAGACUUGGUGGCAGGCGCACUGGGAGCAAGAUGGCAAUGAACACCCCAUGUCCACAUACCUCCUCCAGAGUCCUCCUUGGGCUAGGAGGAAGAUGUUCUUCAUAGCCUCAGGCCCAUCCACCAAGACCACCACACACAAUCAGGAUCUCACAUUGCACCCCAGGCUCAACUGAAGAUGUGGCUUAUUAAACACAGAAAUGCAA
This is a messenger RNA of Perognathus longimembris pacificus (Pacific pocket mouse), 1865 nucleotides long. It is a transcript of the gene Tcta, whose product is annotated as T cell leukemia translocation altered. The transcript is spliced from 3 exons. NCBI's taxonomy places the organism in Eukaryota, Metazoa, Chordata, Mammalia, Rodentia, Heteromyidae. Bases 184 to 504 code for a protein of 106 amino acids. The record is from RefSeq and is a predicted model, not a curated record.